This is a messenger RNA of Bursaphelenchus okinawaensis, 823 nucleotides long. Lineage: Eukaryota; Metazoa; Nematoda; Chromadorea; Rhabditida; Aphelenchoididae. The record is from the annotation of a GenBank genome assembly.
AUGCAACAAUCUUCCAAAAUGAAUGCGUUGGUUGGUGAAGAUCGUCCUUUAUUUGAACCUCCAAAGCCUUCUGAAAAGACUGUACCUACUCUAUCAUCAUUGUUGGAAGAGUUGUGGAAUCAGUCCAAAGAUGACAAUUUGGCUCAAGUAGCCAAAGAAGUAAAGAGUUCCAAGUAUUUCAAUGCUCUACGCAGUGUAUUGGAAGACAGGAAGCGAGAAUUGUGUAGGUUUAUGUUGUGAUAAAUUAAUAUUUUUAUUACUAAAGUAUUGUAAUUCUGCUUUCAAUAACAACAACCCUUUUGUAACUUAAUUUUUGUGUUUAUGAUGAUAUAUAAUUGUUUUAGCUUUUCGAUUUAUGUCAUUUGAACACGCCAAACUCGAAGAACAGAGCAAUUCGUUGAAAAAGAGUACCCAAGAUUGCCUAGAUGCCAUAGCAUGUAUUGAUAAAGACAGCAACAAUGAAGCUGUGCAAAUAGUUGAUGAUUACCUACAAAAAGGUAACCAAGAUCUCCAAACACACAUACACCAACUCAGUCAGGUCCGUUUAUAUUAUAUAAUACACAAAACUAUACCCAUGAGCUUAAAACAACCUUAAUUUCUUUUAAAAUCAUCAUUAACCUUGAUCUUACAGGCAGUCUGGACCCACGAAUGUCAGUUAGAGCGAGUUCUCCAGAAUCACUCCAAGAUUCGUCCCAUUUCAGUAGCUGAUGUAGAAAACGGAAAACGAAACUUAAAAGUAAAAUUUCUAAUCUAUGGUAACCAAGUUCAAAACGACUUUUGCAACUUUGCUUUACUGUCCUCUACUUACUUUAUGAGAAGGUAA